AUGAACAAUUCAGCUAUCGAUCUAUAUAAUAUUGCUUUAUCUAAUAUUGUAGUGUCAAUUUCGUCCAUGUUUUUAAGCGUUUUCAUGUUUUUGGGCGUAGUUGGCAAUAUUACAGUUAUAAUGCUGCUUAAGCCAAGCCGGCGGGCUAGCAAUGAAGUUGCUUAUGAUGUACUACUAUAUCAGCUGGCGUUCAUCGAUUUAAUAAGUUGUAUUACCAAUAUUCCGUCAUUAACAGUAGCUAUCGUUGCAACUGGUAACAUUCGACAAAUUGCAUGUAGUAUUGCUCAAACAGUUUCUAUUACAGCUGCAUCGAUGAAUUGUGUCAUUUUAAGCAUGCUGAGUAUAGAAAGGAUGGUUGCAAUAUCUCGAAGACAAUUAAGUAGCCGAUUAACUCCUGCUAGACGACGAAGCGUUUAUCAUUUGGUGUUGGUCGGAACAUGGUCUAUUACCAUUAUCGCUGCGGUAAUCAAUCUGACAAAAUUUCGCUAUUCCGUUCGAUAUUUCUCUUGUUUCAAUAUUAAGUCAAAAGAAGUGGAAGCCAAUCCAAAGAUUACCGAUGCAAUUACCUAUACAUCCUUACCGAUGAUUAUAUGGAAUGUGCUUUUGCUAUCGGUAGCUAUAUUAUUGGCAAUAGGUUCAUUUAUUCGUGUUAAAAAUAAAAUUCAAACAGAUUUACAGAAUGUAAACGGCAAUAAUCGGGUACUCGAAAGAAAUAUUACCAAGAUUGGUACUCUAGUAGUAGGAACGUUUUUCAUAAGCUAUUUUCCUUCAGCAAUUAUACGAAUCAUUGGUGGUGAACAGAAUUCAACGCCAACAGUUAUAAUACGAAUAGUUACUUCUAUUUCUGGCAAUAUCAACGCCUUUACCAAUCCUUUAAUUUAUUUUUUCAAUCACAGAAAGUACCGCGACAAUCUUGUUAAGGCAAUACAGAGAAAUCGUCGAGCGACGGUAAAUCAGUCUGGUGGUCAAAGUCCACACAAUAGCCUCCGUUAUAUCCGACCUAGUCAGAUGGCUACACAAGCGUUAAUUAUAUCCGCGUGUAGUACUGGUGCUGUAGUCGUUAAUAAUUAUUAA
Molecule: messenger RNA, 1074 nt
Organism: Trichoplax adhaerens
Lineage: Eukaryota; Metazoa; Placozoa; Uniplacotomia; Trichoplacea; Trichoplacidae
Exons: 3
Coding region: 1-1074 (357 amino acids)
Biological process (GO): G protein-coupled receptor signaling pathway
Cellular component (GO): membrane
Molecular function (GO): G protein-coupled receptor activity
Source: RefSeq, a predicted model, not a curated record